Molecule: messenger RNA, 900 nt
Organism: Ectocarpus sp. CCAP 1310/34
Lineage: Eukaryota; Phaeophyceae; Ectocarpales; Ectocarpaceae
Source: the annotation of a GenBank genome assembly
AUGGCCUGUGCAUUUUGGGCCCCUGCUCGGGCCGCGGCAGCCGAUACGUGGAGCCCUCCUUCGCUAGAGUUGGUGGAGAAUGGGCUCGCCACGACAGCAAAGGACGACUUCAACGGCCAUGCAAGAGCGUUCGAGGCCGCCGCAACUUGGAACGGAGAGAGACUCCGUCGCAGUCAAGACGGAACCCGUGCACCGCACCUAUGUUGUGCCGAGUACGGACACGGACGCGAGACCUUCUCGCGGCUGAAGCAGUUCCUGUCGCCCGACGCAGUGCGGGUGGUGUCUCACUCUGAAGACCACGGGGCUUGUUUCCUUGCAACAGCGUCCCAUGCUCAAGCGUCCGCGAUAAUGGAGGACCAGGAGCAGUUCGGGUUGGAAAGCUUUUCGCCUUUUCCGUCAGCGUUGAAACUCGCCCCGGGGCUAGUUGACCACAGCGAAAGCCGCGAAGUGGAAGGGGAACCAAGCAGCGGUCAGGACCGGCUGGGUGCGAGACAUGGGGGAACGAUGCGCAUGUCAAACGUGGAAGGCCUGAACGUCAAGCUUACCCCUGAUACCCUACCGGCACGCUCGGCGGGGGCCGAGUCUUUUAUCAUCGAUCUGCUCGGAGAUCUGAUGUCAGCAUCGGUAGACCUGCACUCGACCAACUUCUGGUCUGACCCGGUUAUGGCGGGGGGAGAACACCUCUCUUCUCACGGGGGCGCUGUACGAGCGAGAGAUUGGAGCAAAGCUGCCAGUGUUGUGCACGAGCUCAGCGAGGCAGCAGGCACGAGCCCUGGAGAUAUCUGUUCGUGGGACGAGGUUGCCUUGAUCCAAGCAGGAGACGAUUCGCUCCUGGUCACAGACUCGAAAUCGGCCCAGUACAUCAGUACCCAGCCGGUUUCCCUCAACUCACUGCUGUAA